Molecule: messenger RNA, 1437 nt
Organism: Austrofundulus limnaeus
Lineage: Eukaryota; Metazoa; Chordata; Actinopteri; Cyprinodontiformes; Rivulidae
Product: RNA/RNP complex-1-interacting phosphatase
Exons: 9
Coding region: 320-1408 (362 amino acids)
Biological process (GO): protein dephosphorylation
Molecular function (GO): polynucleotide 5'-phosphatase activity
Source: RefSeq, a predicted model, not a curated record
UCAAUGUGACGUCAUCUGUGUGCGCCUGGUAGUGGUUUCUCCCGGUUCCGGUCCGUUCGGGAACAGUUUCACUCAAGAUUGUAAACAAAAUGAAAAGCGUGGAACAUAAAUAGUUGGAAAUGGUUUUUAACGUGUUUCGAAGCUUUAGUGGGUAUUUUAGUAUGUUUUUGUAAGUAAAAGCCAAGGUUUUAUAGGAGCUAACGUGUACAAGAACACCGACUAACUCAGUUUGUCUGUGUGGAAAGUUAGGUUUGUUCGUUUUUAGGUAGUUUUCUAGUUGUGUUUUAGUUAGUCUCAAAGAAACAGAAGAGCUGUAAAAAUGUCAAGGUACAGGAAGAAGAAGAACGACAUCCCAGACAGAUGGCUGGACUACGUUGCUGUAGGGAAAAGGCUCCAAGGGACUCGCUUCAUUGCCUUCAAAGUGCCUCUGAAACAGUCGUUGACAUGUAGGCUCCCGGGCUCAGACGUGUUCGGCCCCUGGGAGCUGCUGGAUGCUCUGAGCAAAGAGAAGCAAGCGCUUGGUCUGAUCAUUGACCUGACGUAUACCAAUCGCUACUACACACCUCAGGACAUUCCACAAUCGCUGCUGUGGGUGAAGAUCUUCACAGCCGGUCACGAGGUUCCCAGUGACCAAACAAUCCUUAGCUUCAAGCGAGUUGUGCACAGAUUUCUCCAAGACAACAAGGAUAAUGAUAUGCUGAUUGGAGUCCACUGUACUCACGGGGUGAACCGCACCGGCUACUUGAUAAGCAGGUAUCUGAUUGAUGUGGAUGGGAUGGACCCUGAAAAGGCAGUGGGGCUGUUCAACUCAUCACGAGGGCAUGCUAUAGAGAGACAAAAUUACCUGGACGACCUAAAGCAUGGCCCAAAGAGAAGUAACAAAAACAUCACAACAUGUGAGCAGGAGCCAGUAAGAGGAGAAGCUGUCCAUCGGCCAGUUUUCUCUGCACCGGACCCCAGACCUCACUUAAAUGGCCCUGAACACCACAGGUCAUCUUCUCCUCGAGGAUUAUUACAACCUUCUCACCAAGGUCUCUUCCCCCGCCCUCCAGUCCUCACCCAGCCUCCCUUCCACCAUCCUCAACCAUUUAAUCCAUACAGAUGGGCCAGUGAUGAUAGAAGAGGAGGAGGAGGAGGAGGAAGAGGAAGAGGAGGAGGAGGAGGAGGAGGAGAAUGUUCAUGGAGGAGACCCCCCUAUUUAGUGGAGGCCUGGUCUGGACACUCUAUGUAUUUGCAGUCAGAGCGGCGCCCCCCCAGCCACUUAGGAAGAGCUGCUCCUGUUGCCCUCCCUCCUUACUCCCCCCGCUGGUCCUCCACAUCCAAUAGUGAUGAAGGAGCUGUGAGCGAGAGCUGGUCCAGAAAAAGACCCCCAGUCAGAUACGACACAAACAGAUAUGGCAACUGCUAGUUUACAUGACAGAUGAGCUGAUCACAGAU